This is a messenger RNA of Onthophagus taurus, 696 nucleotides long. The record is from RefSeq and is a predicted model, not a curated record. NCBI's taxonomy places the organism in Eukaryota, Metazoa, Arthropoda, Insecta, Coleoptera, Scarabaeidae.
UAAAUACUUUUUCUAUGUAUAGGGUCGACUUGCAAAAAUAGAUGGAAUCAGUUGAGAGAUCAGUGGCGAAAAAAUAAAAAAAAUAAACUGACGAAAUCGGGACAAGCGAGUAAGCCAAUAAAAAAAAAUGGCGAUUUGAAGAACAAAUGAGGUUUUUAGAACCAUUUUCGCGCCAACGAGAAACAAUUGGCAAUCUUGACGAUAUUGACGUGAAUGAAGAAGAAGAACGAGACGGAAAUAUUGCGGCUAUUGGGACCCAAGUUAUUGAUGAACUGGAAAACGCAGAAGAGGUUACAGUUUCUCCUGCUCAAACUAAAUCUACGCCAACACCUACACGACUCCGAUGUUCUUCUAACCUAAACCGACCAUCGAAAAGAAAACAAGAUGAAUCCGCUACUGGAGUACUAAUGAAGUACCUUGUUGGAAAGCAAAGAAGAGAAGAAACAAGUCUUCCUGCAGUAAAAGAUUCAACAGAAAAAUUGCAGAAAGUAGGAUCUUUAAUUUGGUACAAGAUAUACUAGAGCAAAUUUUAAUAACCAAUCAACCUUCAAACGUACACUAGCAACAAUUACAAUUUUCACACCCGAACUGCUCCAGCGUCUACGCCCUCCCCUGCUACUUCAAAUUCAACAGCUGCUUCAUACAUAGAAUCAUUUUAUGAUUAUGCAAAUAUUGAAUAACUUACAUUUUUUUUGU